Molecule: messenger RNA, 1710 nt
Organism: Suillus subalutaceus
Lineage: Eukaryota; Fungi; Basidiomycota; Agaricomycetes; Boletales; Suillaceae
Exons: 1
Coding region: 321-1571 (416 amino acids)
Source: RefSeq, a predicted model, not a curated record
UGAUAAUCAUGGAUCUGAUAACCAUCGACAAUUCAACGCACUACUGGGAUGCAUAAGGCUCUACUUGUCCCCGAAGUUCUCCUGCAUAUCUUUAUGUGUGUGGAACAAAUCAGGGAACCAUCAUAUGCCAAGAAACCAUUGUCUCGACAAUCACUUGCAGCGCUUGCAACCACAUGCAAAACCUUCUACGAGCCUGCAAUGGAUUUUCUUUGGGCUGACAUGAAUAUGUUACUACCACUGCUAGGAUGUGUAACGAGGUUACAUCCGAUGAUAUACCCUAGAGCCCAGGUUAGUGCGGACGCUGUGUCCAUACGAGCUCAAUGUUAUUUUUUCGUCCGUUCGCUCACGGAACAUCACAGCAAUCCUGGUCUUGGGACAUCGAACCAUUAUCUCAGCUUGAACGCAGUCAAUUCCUCCGUCAUUCCUGCCGUGUGCGCUCUCUGAGCGUAUCAUCCGAUGACGAUUUUCACCUCCUUUAUGCUUUCCCCUUCGACACAUGUGCGUUCCCAAACCUGCUUUCAUUGUCCUGGAUGGUUAUCUCCACAAGAUACCUGCGCUUCUUCCUGUCCCCUACGCUGCGUAAUUGUUAUAUCGCAAUAGUUCAACCAGAACUAGCUCGGAAUUCUAUCGGGACCCGUUGUCCUGCUCUGGAAGGUUUGGAUAUAGACACAAUGGGGGUUAUGGCACAGGCUCCACAUCUGUCUGAAACCGUCCGUUCAUGCAGGGCGCUCGUACGUCUGCAAUGUCCACCGCUGGACUCGGCAGCAUUGAAGCACCUCUCCACUAUCCCCACCCUUCUCAGCCUGUCGAUAUAUCAAGAAAGCUUUUCGAACCCCCCGUCCAAAUUGGACACGCACAAUCUCAGUUUUGUAUCUUUCUUCAACGUUACGACUCUUCGUUUCUGUUAUGCACCAAUUUCAGACAUCACCGCAGUCAUACAGCAUUCAGAAUUCCCCUCGCUAAAAGAAUUCGAGUUAGUCGCCUCCGUUUUAAUUGGGGCAGAACUCCUGCCGCUUUUACAAGCACUAUCACAGUGCAAAGCAUGCCACACCCUUGAAAAAAUCGCCAUUUCCGACGACGAUCCAAAAGUUAAGGAGCCCGCAGACAUUUCAUUUGCAGUGACUAGAGUGCUUCUUUGUUUCACGCAGCUGCAAACCCUCAGUCUUUAUGUUUGUUGCUCCAUCAACCCUGACAACGCCCUUCUCUUGGAAGCCUUCUCAAGUUGGCCACAGCUCCGCAGUUUGUCGUUUCCCGACCCGCAUUAUCGACCACCUAAAGUCACCUUCCUCGGAUUAUUCGAAUCGCUUCGUCGGUGUCCCCACGUGCACACCCUGCAUCUAGAUGUAGAUGUUAUAAACAUUGAUAUCGAUCCUGAAGCCGAGUCAUUUCAACACACCUCCUUGAAAAGAAUGGGCAUAUGCACCUCUCCGGCAGCGGAUGCCGAAGCUGUCGCUCGCAUCAUUUUCGCCAACCUCCCUAAUGUUCACCUUGCGGACUCAUGGGGCGAUGUCAACACGCAUCUCAAAUCUCUCAGAGCUUCUUCCAGCUUGCAAGGUGAAGACGGUGACUGACACGAGUGAAGAGGCAUAAGAGGAGUAAACAAAGCGACGGUAUCAUUGAUUCGGUUGACCGUGGUGAGGACUGUAUGUACCGAUGAUGGCCACCGGGACAGCUUCGGUAAGUAGGCUAGUUUCAAUUUGUUCGUGAUGC